This is a messenger RNA of Cooperia oncophora, 1329 nucleotides long. Lineage: Eukaryota; Metazoa; Nematoda; Chromadorea; Rhabditida; Trichostrongylidae. The record is from the annotation of a GenBank genome assembly.
AUGCACAAAUAUACCGGACCGGUUUUCAUCAAGCCCAGUCCAAUGACCUACGAUGAGCUCAUGAUCGCUGUGGAGGAAAACAAGAAGCGAGACCUCGUGUUGACACAGAUUUGUGGCCAAGAAGAAAAAGGACGGACUACUUUUACCACCUACUGGGAACGAGUUCCUGGCAUUGAAUAUGAAGUGUGGUUUCCUGGCUCUGGAAAUGCGACGUCACAACGGCUGGAAUUUGAGCGUGAUGGUCUUCGACUUGCUUAUCUAUGCGGAUACUCUGAAAAUGGAAGAGGAAGAUACGUGGGAGUCUGGCAAACGCGGCGAACAGAUCCGGUGCACUACGAAGCUCAUUAUGGCCUCACUCUGGAUUCCUGUUUGCUCAGGGACAAGCUGCUCACUUCAAAAGGAUAUAUAGCCACUUUGUUCAGCGUCUUCAGCAACAAGAACCAGGUACUGUGCACCGGUAUAUGGGAACAACGGGAGGGCCGUAAAAGCCACAUUCUUGUUGGUGACGACCUUAAACAGAUGUACAGCAAAUUCCAAGGGAAUUCGAAAUGCCUUCCCCGACAAGUGUCGCAUUUUAUGGACAAAAUGGGUAUGGUCAAAUAUGUAGUCCUCUGGAGCGAUUUCCAUUCAAAUCGCCAUCCAGACGUAGAACCUCUGUGGAGUGAAAGGGAAAUCCCAGUACGGUUUCUUCAAGGAUCACCAGAGCUUCUAACCGAAUCCCAGCUAGACUUUCUUAUCGAGAGAGUUGAACAUUUCAUGCAUGACCUUAACAUCCCGGGUUUAUCGAUUGCUAUUUCUAAACGAGAGCAACUCAAAUUUGCCGCUGGUUUCGGCUUCGCAGAUGUACGAGAGGAAGAAGUGGUUACUCCAAAUCACCAAUUUCGAGUCGGUUCGGUGUCGAAACCAAUAACUGCUUGCGCGGUCCUGCUACUAGUAGAUCAAGGAAAAGUCAAAUUGGAUGACACUUUAUUUGGACGCGGAUCGAUAUUUGGCGAAAAAUUUGGUAAGCGUAAAUCUUACAAGAAAUACGUCACUGACGUCACAGUUCGGCAUUUAUUGGAACAUACUGCAGGAGGAUGGGAUAAUCUGCAGUCUGAUGCCGCAUGGAUUCAACCGCAAUUGAAUACAGAGGAGUUGAUCUCAUACGUUUUGGAAAACGUACCACUAGAGCAUAAACCCGGAACUAAAUGGAUCUAUUCAAAUUUCGGAUAUCAAGUCUUAGGAUAUCUCACGGAACACUUAUCUGGAAUGACGUACGAAAGCUUCGUGAAGAAGUCAAUUUUUGCACCGGCGGGUGUUCACGAUAUCCAGGUUGCGGGACCGAGUAUA